AUGAACAACCUAAACAUAAAUCAAGAAGAGACAAUUGACACUAAGUGGAAAGUGUUAAAGGAUGCCAUAAAUACAGUUACAGAUACAGUAAUAGGAAAACAAAAGAUAACAAGGAAACCGUGGUUCAACGAUUUCUGCAAGGAAGAAUUUAAUAGAAGGAAAGAAGUCAGGACUCAACUGCUCAACGACCCCACUAAUAGAGAGAAAUCUGUGGUAUACAAAGANCUUUUGUGCGCCGUAAUUUAUUAUAAUACGGAGGUCAAUUAUUAUUGUUAUUUGUCGUCGUACUUAGUGCGGCAUCCGAUAGUACCUACAUACAAUUGAGUCAUAUCGUAAAAUACGAGAUAUCAUAAAUACGAGUAUUAUGUAAAAUACGGGUAUAAAAAAGGCUUAAACUACUGAUGGGUGUACCACUGUUUUAGUAGGGAAGUUGGUAGGGAGGACAAAUAGACAAAUUUGAUUUAUAGGCUUGUACACAAAAUCAUUUCUAACGAUAAACGAUUCUGAGCAGAGUAUUAUUAGUCAAUUCUUUACCUUGUUGCCGAGCCUCGGUCACUCAGGUAAUUCGAAAAUAAACAAAAUGUGUUGGAAAAUUGCCAGUUUUUCCCAUUUAUUGAGAAAACAACAAAGAAAAUCAAACGAUUAUUUCAAUGCAGCCUCAGCAUUUCGAAUGUAAACAUAUCUGUUUUUAUAUGCUCUGUAUUUUAGAAAUGUAUAUCUGUAUACAUCAUAAUAUUUACCGUAUUACUCUUAUUGUUGUAUACAAAAACUAAAUUACCCAAUUAAUUACCACAAUAACUGAAUAUAUUCUGCAUUUCUAAUAAAGUCUUAUCAUAUUGUCUACUUGAUAGAGUAGUACCCAAGGCCGAAAAUAUAAUAGGUGACUACCAGGGUGGGUUUAGGACCAAUAGAUCCACAACUGACCAAAUGUUCAUUCUAAGACAAAUCAUCCAAAAACGUUUGGAAUUUGACAAGAAGGUACACGUGUUAUUUGUGGAUUUCAGAAAAACUUAUGACACUAUACAUAGAGAAAGUCUUUAAAACAUUCUCAAAGAUUUCAAAUUUCCCAGAAAAAUUAUUAAUCUCAUUGGAGCCAGUCUCAAUCAUACAGAUAUACAGGUCAAGAAAGGUAACGUAACAUCGCAGCCAACUAGAGUAACGACAAGACUUCGGCAAGGGGAUGCUUUGUCUCUAGUGCUGUUUAAUUUAGUACUGGAGAGGGUAAUACGUGAGAUGAACAUUUCGGAGGGAGUUAUAUUAGGACAGAUCAGAAUUGGAAUGCUAGCAUAUGCGGAUGAUAUCGCUCUCCUUGGUGAAGAUUUAGACAUGAUAAAGAGAUUGGGAAGUAAUCUAAUAAAUACGGCAAAAAAAAUGGGCCUAACCGUUAAUGAGGAAAAAAACAGAGUACCUUGUGGCUAGCCGAAGAAAUAGAAAUGGUGGUCUGGAACAAUAUAUCAAAAUUGAAGAACUCAAGUUCAAAAGAGUGUCUCAAUUUAAGUAUCUAGGGUCGAUUAUAACGGAGGAUAACGACAUCAAUACAGAGGUGUCAACAAGGAUACAACUAGCGAAUAGAGGAUAUUAUGGACUUGAAAAAGUCUUGAAAUCGAAGGCCUUAUCCAAAGCCCUAAAAAUCAAAAUGUACAUGACUCUACUAAGACCGAUUGUUCUAUACGGCUCAGAAACUUGGGCGCUGAGAAAAACAGAAGAAUCAAGAUUAAUGAUAUUCGAGAGAAAAGUUCUGCGGAAAAUGUUUGGCCCGAUAUACGAUAGGCAAACGAAUGAAUGGAGAAAACUUCAUAACGUGGAACUCCAAGGACUUUUCCAGAGGCCGAAUAUAGUUAGAGAGAUCGCCAAGCGGAAACUAAGUUGGGCAGGACAUGCUUGGCGCAAACAGGGUACUUUGGUAAAAUGGGUGAUCGAGGAAGAGCCUAAUGGAAAAAGACCACUAGGUAGACCUAAGUUAAGAUGGGAAGAUGGUGUGAAGAGAGAAAUGGAAAAGAUAGAGCCUGGUGUCAAAUGGAGAGAAGUGGCGGAGGACAGGGAUAGGUGGCAAAGUUUAGCGUUUUCAGGAUGGUCUUAA
Cinara cedri is the source of this 2080-nucleotide messenger RNA. NCBI's taxonomy places the organism in Eukaryota, Metazoa, Arthropoda, Insecta, Hemiptera, Aphididae. The record is from the annotation of a GenBank genome assembly.